This is a messenger RNA of Oncorhynchus gorbuscha (pink salmon), 528 nucleotides long. Its product is annotated as tRNA-uridine aminocarboxypropyltransferase 1-like. Gene Ontology annotation, cellular component: nucleus. The record is from RefSeq and is a predicted model, not a curated record. NCBI's taxonomy places the organism in Eukaryota, Metazoa, Chordata, Actinopteri, Salmoniformes, Salmonidae. Gene Ontology annotation, biological process: tRNA modification. Bases 1 to 528 code for a protein of 175 amino acids. Gene Ontology annotation, molecular function: tRNA-uridine aminocarboxypropyltransferase activity. The transcript is spliced from 4 exons.
AUGUUCUUCUGCUACACCUGCUGCUCUUUAGUGGGCCUCCCUAUAAAGAUUGACAUCAUCAAGCAUCCCAGUGAGGUUGAUGGGAAGAGCACAGCCAUACACGCCAAGAUCCUCGCCCCCGAUGAUGUCACCAUCUACACCUACCCCUGCAUACCUGAGUAUGAAGAUGACACAGACAAAGUAGUGCUGGUGUUCCCUGGUCCUGGAUCAGUCUCAGUGGAGGAGAUGACAUGGAGAUUGCAGAACCUGGCUGUCAUGAAGUCAGCUGCCUCCCAGAUGAGGAACCGUCCCCAAAGAGCGUUGCUCCGUGUGGAGCUGAAGACCAGGAAGACGUGUUUCUGGCGCCAUCAGAAAGGUUCUCCAGACACCUACCUGGCAACCAUAGAGGCUGUCUACUACUUCCUCAAGGACUACCAGGAGCUGUGUCUGAGACAGGAGUACACAGGACAGUACGACAACCUGAUGUACUUCUACUGUUACCUACACACACUGAUCAACAAGGCUAAGACAACCGCUGGGAGACGCUGA